GCAAGCAUCUAUAAGACCAAGACGCGAAAUAUGUUUAUUUCCGUUCUCAAAGGGAAAUGAUCACGAUGUAAACACACUUGAUAUUUUCACGUGAUCGUGAUUCUGAGAUAAUGAUUAUGAAAGAACAUAACAAGUUAAAUACAUGAUCAUUAUAACAAAUAGGAUAAAAAUUAGUAAUGGGACAUGCAAACAAAUUUCUCCUCCUGCUAUGGAAGAAUUACCUGAUACAGAGGAGAAAGAUCUUCACCACUAUACUGGAGAUAGCUCUGCCCACCUUCUUUGGUUUGAUCUUGGUACUAAUUCGCCUGAGGGUCACCGGACAGCAGGUCCCCAAUGGCCAGAAUUGGUCUGCUUGUUCAGAUAUAUUCGAGAUGCCGAGAUCAUCCUUUCCAAAGAAGCUUGCUUUCACACCUGACAUUCCUUUAACUCAGUCUCUGAUGGCGAAAGUAAAAGACUCCAUGGGAUAUUUUACAGACAUUCAGGGAUUUAAAACAGAACAAGAAAUGACCAGUUUCCUGAUCAUUGCCAACAAAACUGUGAACAACACAGCCAGCUAUCUGGGAGGAAUUGUCUUUGACAGCGUCACUAGGGAGAACCAAUUUACAGAGCAGAUCAGCUACAAGAUUCGCCUCAGCUCGUUUCCUAGACACGGACGAGGGACGGGCAACCUGAAUCCAGCCAAGCAAGACAAGGAAUGGUUCACAGAGUUCAUGUUUCCUCUCUAUCAGGUCCUUGGUCCCCGAGACAACAGCUCUAAAUGUGGGUCUGUUCCAGGUUACUACAAGGAAGGCUUUCUUGCCCUACAAACCAACAUAAACAAAGCAAUCUACAAGACAAUGGUAGGAAACGAUACCACGGGACGUCAGAGACUAUCAGAGUUGGACAACAACAUUCAAUUGAAGCGACACCCCUACCCACCGUACAACGAUGACAAAUUUGUCCUUGUUAUUCAGCAGCAAUUCCCACUGAUUCUGAUCCUCAGCUUUGUGCUGGUGGCACUCAAUGUUGUAAAAGAUGUGGUUCAUGAAAAAGAAAGGAAACUGAAGGAGUCCAUGAAGAUGAUGGGACUGAACAGCUGGUUACACUGGGUUGCCUGGUUUACCAAGUACUUCAUUUUCUUGUUGAUCACGUCGGCCAUCAUGACCAUCUUCCUGACGAUGAACACAGCCGAGGGACGGGUCAUCGGAAAGACCAAUCCGUUAAUCAUCUUCCUAUUCCUGAUGUGUUUCUCCAUGGCAACCAUUGCCUUCUGUUUUCUUGUUAGUUCAUUCUUCUCCAAAGCUAACUCCGGGGCUGCAGCAGGAGGAAUUAUUUUUUUCCUGAGUUACAUCCCUUACCUGUUUCUCCAGCAGAGGUAUGCCACCCUGUCCUGGGGGGCAAAGGUCGCCUCCUCCCUGGUCUCCAACAUCGCUAUGUCUUACGGGGGUCAGGUCAUCGGAAUGUUUGAGGGGACAGGUGCUGGUAUCCAGUGGUCCACGUUUGAUAAAGGGGCGUCGGUGGAUGACAACUUUGCCAUGCUCCACAUCAUUAUCAUGCUGUUGGUGGAUACGGUGCUGUAUAUGAUGCUGACUAUUUACAUAGAGGGGGUGUUUCCUGGGGAAUAUGGCUCCCCUCUCAAAUGGUAUUUUCCAUUUACUAAAUCCUACUGGUGUGGAACCACUGCCUCAGAUGAUGUUCCAGAUGACAAGAGGAUUAGUAUUGGUCAGAAUCCAGAUUUCUUUGAGACUGAUCCAGUUGGAAUCCGAGCUGGGAUCCAGAUCCGUAAUCUCAGGAGGGUUUUCGGCAAGAAAGAGAACUGCAAGGUGGCAGUGGCCGGGAUGUCAUUAGAUCUGUAUGAAGGGCAGAUAACUGCGCUACUAGGUCACAAUGGAGCAGGGAAGACAACAACUAUGUCCAUGCUUACAGGCUUUCUGCCCCCUAGUGGUGGCACUGCCAUUGUGAAUGGCUAUGACAUCAGAGAGGACAUAGGCAAUGUGAGGAGCAGUCUAGGACUCUGUCCUCAGCAUGACAUCCUGUUUGACACCAUGACUGUCGAGGAGCACCUCAUCUUCUUUGCCAAGUUAAAAGGCUGCCCCUCAAACAAAGUGAAACAGGAAGUAGAAGACAUGCUGUUGUCCAUCAAUCUGGUCAACAAGAGGAAUGCUCCGAGUAAGACACUGUCCGGGGGUAUGAAGCGGAAACUCAGUGUAGGAAUUGCUCUUAUUGCUGGCUCCAAGAUUGUGAUUCUGGAUGAGCCAUCAUCUGGAUUGGAUCCAGAUGCCAGGCGACAGAUCUGGACUGUCCUCCAGAAGAACAGAGCCGGUCGUACAAUGCUCCUGACCACACACUUCAUGGAUGAGGCUGAUCUCCUUGGAGACAGGAUUGCCAUCAUGGCCGACGGAAUUCUGAAGUGUUGUGGAAGUUCCUUGUUUCUGAAGAAUAAGUAUGGUGCUGGAUAUCACAUGGUCAUCGCCAAAGAGCCAAACUGCAAUGUCGACCAAGUUACAUCAACGGUGAAGAACUACGUACAACACGCGGAGAGGGAGAGUAACAUAGGUGCAGAGCUCUCCUUUCGCCUGCCUCACAACAGCACCGGAAUGUUCCCCGCUCUGUUUGAUGAUCUAGACAGCAAUAAACAGAAGUUGGGUAUAUCUAGUUAUGGAGUCUCAGUCACCACUAUGGAGGAAGUUUUCAUCAGAGUUGGAGAAGGAACAGACAAAUCUCUGUCAGGUAUUCCAGGACAUCACAAAAACAACAUGAUUCACAAUAGCGUCAACAUGGACCUCACAGUUAAUGGCGGAUAUCAGGAUUUAGAUCUCACCAUUGAUGGUGAACACAAUAAGGACAGGCAACUCCAGGCUCAGCAGUUUUACGGAAUGUUUAUCAAGAGAGCACUUCACACCCUCAGAAACAAACUGGUGUCAGCAACUCAAAUUCUCAUUCCGCUGUUCUACACCAUCAUGGCUCUGAUUGUGGUAAAGACAUUCCCUGGACCUCAUGACUCUAAACCACUCACCUUGGUAGUGGAGAAAUAUGGAGAGAACACCAUAGCUUACAGUGACAAUGGCUUUGUAAACAAGUCUUUGAUUGGUCAGUUCUAUGGCAACCAAUUUCAAAGCAGCAAAGAUCAUGUGACUUACAUCAACAGUGUGGCAGGGUAUGAAAAAGAUUCAAAUUUGAAUGACUACUUGUUCAAGAAAGGUCAAAACAGUCCAGGGCUGUACAAUCUGGAGUAUGCUGUAGGUGCAGAUUUUACCAGGCAUCAGAACGCAGUGAUGGCGACUGGUUAUUUCAACAACCAGGGUUAUCAUGCUCCAGCCAUUUCCUUGGCAACCUUGGCCAAUGCUAUCCUGCAGUAUGUUACCAAUAAUACUCAGUAUACCCUCACAACUGUUAACCAUCCUCUACCCAGAACUGAAGAACAGAAAAUCCGUGAAGAAACUCAGGGAAGCACUACGGGAUUCACCAUUGCUUUCAACUUUGUCUUUGGGAUAGCCUUCCUCUCCAGCAGUUUUGUCCUGUUCCUGAUCAAAGAAAGGGCCACUAAAGCCAAACACAUUCAGUUUGUCAGUGGAGUUCAGCCCAUUACAUUCUGGGCUUCAACUUUCUGCUGGGAUUUGAUAAACUACAUGAUACCAUGCUGCAUUCUGCUGUUUGUUCUUUGGGCCUUUGAUAUCAAAGCAUAUUAUAUUGAUGCCCACGCUCUUCAUAUACUGCUUCUGCUGUUCUUGCAUGGCUGGGCCAUGCUGCCUUUUAUGUACCUUUUGUCUUUCAUCUUCACAGUGCCAUCAAGUGGUUUUGUUUGGCUGACUAUGUUCAACAUUUUGGCUGGUGAUGCCACAGUUUUAGCUGUUGGCAUUCUCGGAAUUCCGCAGCUUGGAUUAAAGGAGUUAUCCAACACCCUAGAGUGGAUAUUUCUAGUUUUUCUUCCCAACUUCUGCCUUGGGCAAGGGCUGAUGGACUACUAUUCCAACUGGGAAUUCCUGGACAGCUGCCAAGAAUUCAAGCAGUUAUGCUCACUUAUUCCAAAUCCAUGUUGUGGACCAAUAAAUGGUCAGUGUGGAGAACUGGGCUGUGUGUAUUACAACAAGAACUACCUGGGCUGGGAGAAGAAUGGAAUCGGAAGAAUGCUCAUCUUCCUGUCAAUACAAGGAGUCAUGUACUUCAUAAUCCUACUCUUUGUAGAAUCAAACCUAUUCAAGUCCAUCAUUUACUACUUCAAGUCUGGUAAAGCAGAAGACCGAGAUUCACAUUUAUCACCUUCUGAGACGACUCCUCUGCUUCAGGGAGAGCGCCCUCUGAUGGCUUAUCAGUCCAGACAGCACCAGAUUUCUCAAAUUCAGGAAGAUUCUGACGUGGCAGCUGAACGGGAGAGGCUGGCUAAAUCGCAUUUGUUGACAGACUCGUUGAUUCUGCAGGAAGUGACUAAGUAUUAUGGGCAGUACUUGGCUGUCAAUCACAUCAGCGUAGGGAUACCUCAAGGGGAGUGCUUUGGUCUGCUGGGAGUGAAUGGGGCAGGGAAAACUACAACAUUCAAGACAUUGACUGGGGAUGAGAUCAUGACAUCUGGGGAGGCAUACCUUAAUGGCCAUAGUGUCAAGUCAGAACUAGCUAUGGUGAGACAGAACCUUGGCUACUGCCCGCAGUAUGAUGCCCUCAUUGACCAGAUGACCGGCAGGGAGACAUUGUUUAUGUUCGCCAGACUUCGGGGGGUCAAGGAGGAGAAGAUACCAGCCGUUGUAGAGGGACUGAUGGCUGCCCUGCUGUUUGAGGAACAUGCUGACAAAAUGGUCAAAGCUUACAGUGGAGGAAACAAGAGGAAAUUAAGUACAGCUAUAGCCUUGGUCGGAAAUCCUCAGGUGGUAUUUUUAGAUGAGCCAACCACUGGCAUGGACCCUGUUGCUAGGCGAUACCUGUGGAAUGCACUGAUCAGUGUCCGCGACACUGGAAGAACUCUGGUUCUUACCUCACAUAGUAUGGAGGAAUGCGAAGCUCUGUGCACUCGACUAGCCAUUAUGGUGAAUGGGGAAUUCCGCUGUUUGGGAAGCACCCAACAUCUAAAAGACAAGUUUGGCCAAGGAUACACCCUGCUGGCCCGCAUCGCCUUCACAGAGUCUGGGGAAGCCCCUAACCUCCAGCCAUUCAUGACUUUCGUGGAGCAAAAAUUUCCCGGGAGUGAACUGAAAGACAUGCACCAAGGCAUGGUCACCUACCAUAUUGCUCGGAAUUCUCACCUGACACUGGGAGGGAUAUUUGGAAUUCUAGAAGGAGCGAAAGACCAAUUCCAUAUAGAGGACUAUUCCGUUAGCCAGACCACUCUAGAACAAGUUUUUAUUAAUUUUGCUCGCUCGCAAAAACCACCAAAGGAGGUAACUUCCGGUUGCUGUAGUGGAUUCUGCUCUUGCUGCUGUUGCUGCAAUACUCACUCACAAGACGAGUAAAUUUUUAAAAUUUGAAUUUAUCAUUGAAAUUUAACAAAAAUACUUUUUAUUUAUUCAGAAAAUUGUGUGUGCAAUAUAUUUUUAUACAGAACAAAUUUUAGUUAGUGUUUUACGUGUACAUGUAUUAACAUUCCAUUAUUAGAACAUAUCAAUAGAAGGAAUACAUCUUGUAUGCUGUUCUUGCAUAUGGAACUUUUAAAUGAAUCACAUACACAGGGUACAAUAUCUAACUAUUCAUUAAAAAGUACACUUUAACUUGUGCAACAAGAAGAGGAUUAAGAAUUUACAGGGUUUUUUAUAGUUCAUGAUUUUCCUGGAGUUUGUGAUAUUGUCAAGUAAAUGUAUAUCUAUGAAUUUUGAUGUGUUUGAUUAUGGUUAAUGCAUUAUGAAAUUAUGCAACAUCAUAUUUGAAUAUCCCUUCAUUCAAAUGUUCAUAAUGUGAUGCUGGUGUUACUUUAGAAAUGAACAGCAAUUUAAACGGUUCACUGGGAUAUGAACUUGGUUGAUCACGUGAUCAAAUCCUGUGAAUGGUUUCUCCGAAGAUUUAAUCACGUUCCAGUCAUGUUCAUAUCCCGGUGAACUUCUUAACAUUGCUGUUUAUUACUUAUAUAUACGUUUGAAAAAGGUAAAUUGUUCAGAAUUGUUAAAAUAACCGUGAU
Messenger RNA from Magallana angulata, 6079 nucleotides. Its product is annotated as phospholipid-transporting ATPase ABCA3-like. Gene Ontology annotation, molecular function: ATP binding; ABC-type transporter activity; lipid carrier activity. The transcript has 20 exons. Gene Ontology annotation, cellular component: intracellular membrane-bounded organelle; membrane. NCBI's taxonomy places the organism in Eukaryota, Metazoa, Mollusca, Bivalvia, Ostreida, Ostreidae. The coding region runs from base 177 to 5420 and encodes 1747 amino acids. Gene Ontology annotation, biological process: transmembrane transport; lipid transport. The record is from RefSeq and is a predicted model, not a curated record.